Molecule: messenger RNA, 3096 nt
Organism: Brassica napus (rape)
Lineage: Eukaryota; Viridiplantae; Streptophyta; Magnoliopsida; Brassicales; Brassicaceae
Product: UPF0057 membrane protein At1g57550
Exons: 2
Coding region: 2288-2446 (52 amino acids)
Cellular component (GO): membrane
Source: RefSeq, a predicted model, not a curated record
ACUUCAAAAUAUAAAGAAAUUUAAUAUGGAUUGAUUUUACAAUCACGUUCAAUUAUCAUACGGUCCAUAAUAAUUUUUAUCGUUAUAUUGUUAAUGGGCUUAGGAGAUCCAUUAAUAAAUGAAAGCUUCGCAGAUAAUUUUUAUAGUUAAGUUGAGUGGCAUAAUUUUGUAAAUAUUAAGGAGAAGUUAGGGUUAAUUUUAAUUUGUACUUCAGUUUUAAUAGAUUAGAUGACUGAAGCUUAUAUGCGACUUAUUUUCAUAUUAAGAACUAUAAAUUGGUGUAAUCUUUGUAUGGGUCAAGCUGAACCAAAUAUGAAACACUUUGAUUUUUUUAUGUGCGCAGGUAUUGAUCUGAGAAUAAGCAGAAAAGACCAUGUUUUUUUUCUAAUAGUAAAUCAGUGUUAUUGUAUUACUCUUCUAUAAUAACAUGAUCUUGUAUAUGUAGAUUGGAAUAUAAGCAAAGAUGAUCGAUUAUUUGUGGUGACAUGGAGUCAAAUCAGAGUUAGUAUAUUAUUAUUCUAAUAGUCAAUAACUUAUCGGUUUUGUUAGAUUAAUUUCCGAUGGUUAUGGUAAAUAAGGUUUUGGUUUACUUUAAGUGAUCCGGUCUCAUUAUGUAAGUAGCGUGUAAAUAUAUAAUGUGUAACAAACUUGUGCAUCUUGUAAUAUAUUAAACGUGGUACUAAAAAUGAAAAAGUCCAAAAAUUAAAAACAACUUUCUAUGGUAGAUAAAAAAAAUAGGACUCUAAAUUAAUAGAGUAGAUAUUUGAAUAUUUUAAGAUCACUUUAUUUACAAUAAAAAGAACUAUAUGUAUAUUUACUUUUAAAUUUUUGUUCUUGAUUGUAAUUAAUUUUUGAAGGAUGAUUGUUUUCACAGAAUACAUUACCCUCCUAAAACAAAAUUUAUUUUUACCUCCAACUUAAUUUUUUCAAUCAAAAACUAAAAAUAGUAAAGUAAACAAAAUUCAAUUAUAAUAAAGUUUAAACUAUUAAUACCAUUAAAAGAUGAUCAUUCUCCAUUUCUACCCUUAAUGAAAAUUGCAGUUUUCUCAAAAAUAAGAGUAUUAUUACAAGAAAUUAAUAAAAUUCAUUAAUGACAUUUAAGUCUUUUGGUUUUGGACCUGCAGAUACCUAAAUGGAUUUAUAAAUAAUGAGUCUAUAUAUAUAAAUGAUAUGCUAAUUUUAAAUUUAAUAUAAAUAUUCUAAUUAUAUAUAUAUUAUGAACAAUAAAUAAAAUAACAAACACUAUUAUUUUCAUAAAUCUAUGUAUCAAUAUUGAAAAUAGAUAAUUCGAAUAUUAUGCAGAUUUUCAGUACAACCCAAAACCCUAUAUCCUACACCAUAUAUCAUAUACAUAUUUGAAUAUCUUUUUCCGUGUUUAUAUGAUUUUGUACAUAGUAUUGAUAUGGCAAUUACGAGUGUUUCAAAAUAUUUUAAAAAUGAUCUUAAAAUAAAUUUUUUAAUCUAAAAUAAAAAUACAAACUUAUAAAAGGUUAUUAAUAACAAAAAUAAACUAAUAUUGUCAUAUCAAUAAGAUUUUUUUAUAUUAUCAUCUUUAUCUGGAUAACAUAAUAAAAUUUCAUAAUAUUCUAAAGAAUUACAAAUUUAUGUUAAAUUAAAAAUAUAUGAGUAAAAAAAUACUAUCAGAUAUUUGUAUUUUUAUCGAAUCAAUAGUAUCAUAUUGCGGGUUAAUAGUGAGUUUUUUGGAUUUUUACCAGGUUCUAUUGGAAUUUUAAUUAACGAUUUUUUCAUUAAAUUUGAACUGCAUUAUGUACAAUGUAUCGGAUGUAUAGGUUCAACCACGAAUCUAGGCCGGAUAUGAAAACAAUUCUUAAAACUCAAAACAUUAUAAUAGAAUAACUAUUAUAUUUCGAAUAAAUGUUAUUUUAAAGAAAAAAAAACAAAUGAUAAAAACAUAAAAACUCAAUUGCUAUGGUUCAAAACAAAAAUAAUAGUAGUUUGUAAAUCAGUUUUCGAUCAAUAAAUAAAAAACAAAUCCGCGCAGGUCAAAAUCUAGUAAUCCAUUAUUUAACUUUUUGUUUGGUCAUCUCAUUUCUUGAACCGGUGAGCAACGGGUAGUCGUGUCGAAAAUGCAAAGGGAGUUGUAGGGUAGUUAUUGGAAUUUGAAUCGGAGCUCCUUCUUUUCAGGAAUAAACAGAGGACGUUAUACAAUCAAAUUCAGUUUUUCCCUUAUUAAACGGAUUCAGUAUAUUUCCUACAUUCUUGUUUAUUAACCAACAACAACGUAAGCAGCACAAAAAUAUACAAAAACAAAAAUUACAGAAGAAGAAUGGGCAGUUUCAUUGAAAUUCUUUGUGCAAUUUUCAUACCUCCUGUUGGCGUAUUCCUCAAAUUUGGUUGCGGGUUGGAGUUUUGGCUCUCUUUGCUCCUAACGUUCUUCGGUUUUGUACCUGGAGUGGUAUAUGCCAUAUGGGUUCUUACCAAAUAGAACAACCAAACAAAAACACUAAAUCUAUAUUUUUUUUCUUUUAGUUUCUUUUGAACAACGUAUCUCAAGUUUUUCUUUUAAUGUUGUGUUAUGGACUCAGUUGUAAUCUCUAGUCUCUCCGUUAUUUAACAAUCUUUUUGUCGCUAUAUUAGAUAAGUAAUUGAGAUUCUACUUCUCCUUUUGUUUGCGUGAUCAGGCUUGAACCAUAAUCAAAUGUGUAGGGACCUUGAAAGAUUGAAGAUGGUCAAAUGCUAAAUCGUUACUUGUAUCAAUAUUAGAACUUCAUUAUCUAGGAUUUCUUAGGAUGGGGAAAUAUAAGAAACUGUUUUUUAAAGUACGAACUUUUUAAUUAAAAAUCAAAAAACAGUUUCUUAUAUUUUCCUAAAAACCUCAACCUAAAAAAAUCCUGGAUAAUGAUGCUCUUACAUCUAAAGAGUGAUACAGUAGAAUCUAGAAUAUGUUUGAAGUUCUAGUAGAGACAAUACAUGGAGUAAAUGGUAGUAUGGUACAUGAGUCAUUAAUAAAACACAACGAACUUACGUAGAUAAACUGGUGUACAUAAACUUAUGCGUUUUUUGCAAUACCAAUUUGAAGAUUGCCUGAAUCGAAUACCGUGUGGUAAGCUCCCAUAAAGACAUCCCCAAGAAUCC